Beauveria bassiana ARSEF 2860 is the source of this 1314-nucleotide messenger RNA. RefSeq names its product HypA protein. NCBI's taxonomy places the organism in Eukaryota, Fungi, Ascomycota, Sordariomycetes, Hypocreales, Cordycipitaceae. Gene Ontology annotation, molecular function: oxidoreductase activity. The transcript has 5 exons. Bases 1 to 1314 code for a protein of 437 amino acids. The record is from RefSeq and is a predicted model, not a curated record.
AUGGCGUCCCCGACGCGCAUCCUGGUCCGCGCCGACGAGACGGGCCUGCUUGGCAUGACGCAGACGCCCGAGGCGGCGGCCAAGGUCAGCGCGCUGCUGCAGGAAGACAUGGAGAAGCACAAUGUCUUUUUUAACGAAAAGGGUUAUCACAACCAUCUUGUCCACCAGCUCCUGACGCUGUAUGGCACCGGUGCCACGCCUGAGGACAUCCAGCGCGGCUACGAUAACAAUAAAUCCUAUCAGCUGAAGCGAAAUGAGCAGGGAGAAGAGGUGCAAAGUGCCCUGCAUGACAACUUUGACGAGGCCGCAAAGGAGUUCUUUGGCCGGGGCCGAUAUUAUGGCAAUUUCCUCCGCUUUUACCAAGAAGAGAUUGAGAAACUUGGCUGGCAAGAAACCGUCCUCAAGUAUCUCAUUAACAAUGAGCAAAAUUUUACUCGCCUCUUUUCUGGCCUUCUCCAUCCAUACCUCCAACUCAUGUACGGCCUGGAAUGGGCGCAGCCCGCUCUUGUCGCCGAGGGCCUCGCGCAGACCAGCAUCCACCGCGACAACUUUGGCGUGCUCUUUGCCGCCGUCGACGAAAAGGCCCGGCGAAACCCGCCCGCGCCGCAGCAACCGCCACGGCACCUCGCCAAGCUGCUCGAGACCAUUGGCGACGAGCACCCGCAGCUCGUGGCCGAGCCCAAGUUCGAGGACGGCGACGGGAGCCGGACCGCUGUGCUGGACCGCAUUCCCGACCAAGUCGCCGAAUACCUCGCUGCCAAUGUGCGCGUCGACCCGGACAACAACCUGGACGAGCAGAUUGACGCCAUGGUCCACGCGUCGGCCCACCACAACAACCUCACCCCCGCGUUUCUCUGGCUCAAGACGCAGGACUGGAUCCCCGCGGCCGCCAAGGCCCGCCUGCUCGAGUGGAAGCUGCGCACCGGCGUCCUGACCUUUGUGUCCCGCGGCAGCCCGCGCCUCGACGUGGACGCGCUGCGGCGCUACGUGCCCAAUGAUGUCCGCACCGGCAGGGCGCGGGCCAUGGUCGCCAGCCCGGAGGAGCUGCUGCCGCGGCUGCACGCCGUCGCCGACGACGGGCACGCCAUCAAGGUGGCGCGCGCAUUCUUGCUCGCGCAGCGGGCGUCGAAGCCGUACCUCGACCGUGCGCAGCGGCCAGCGUGGAUCAGGCUCGCCGACGACGAGACGUGGCUCAAGGCGCACUAUGCCUUGCUGGACAGCGUCGAGGGCGCCGAUAUGGACGCUGGUAAGGAGCCGCGCUGGGUCCGCUCGGCUGGUUUCGACGGCGCCUGGGAAGACGUUCCCAAGAUGUAA